AUGGCCCGUGCCAAGCGCAACUAUGUUCCCAAAGUGAAAGGAUGCUUUGAGUGCUCGCAACGCCGCAUUGACUGUGAUCGCACCCAGCCCAACUGUGCGAAAUGCGUCGCCAAAGGUAUAAACUGCAGUGGUCUCGGUCCAAGGUACCGCUUUGUCGACGACAUCACCUCGAGUGAACGAAGACGCGAGGCACGAGAGACAUUGCAAAGUCAUCUGGCCUCACCACUUCCUGACGAGGACCAUCAAUCCAGAACGAAAGAUACUGCACAGUUCUACACCUGCGCUGAGACCAAGACAGACAUCGACGCUUUUCCCACCGAUCAUGAGAGGAUGCCGACAUCUAGCAAUACGUCUAAUGGCCGAAACGACCUCGAUUUCCAAUGCACCAGCCUGAUACAGUCCGGCUGGGCGCAAGUGUCCUGGUCAGCCUCUUCAUCUACUCCCCUGAGGUCGAACCAUGAGCCCAGCCUCAUCCCAACACCUCCAUCUGACCUAAUUGCAGCAUGGCAGCGAUACUGCCUCUUUUAUUGUAAGCUCACCAUUGUCUCGAACCGUCUGACCAAGCUUAUUUUUCCAGUCUCAGACCACAUUGCUGCAGAGCUGGUGGUGAUUGAUGAUCACCAAAAUGGGUGGCGCUACUUGAUCCUCCCGAUCGCCCAUCUCGAUGAACUGGUCAGAGAAGCAGUAUUAUCGGCAUCGGUAUUCCAUUUCUGCGCCAAUGUCAAGGAGAAAGUCUUCGAUCCCAACAUCAUCUACGGCAAUGCGAUCCGUCGUCUGCGUCAAAGACAAAAUCUAGAGGUCUAUGAUACAAGCGGCAAGCAGACAGUCUUGCUGGCUCUUCUCGUGCUCCUUGCAACCGUGAUAGUGAAUGGGUCUUCCGACUUCCCUACCGUUUUCAACUUGCUCGAGGCCGCCCUUACCGCAAGUGGAGGCGAAGCAGCAGUUGAGGUAGGUGAAUUGGGGGUCUUCCUGGUGAGGCAAAUACGGAAAUUCCGCGGCUAUGCUGCACCCUUUCUCAGCCAGGAGCGAGGAGUAACUCGUCUCAGCCUCACGGCUUCAGGUGGCCAAGAAGCCGCUGAUGGUUGGGACUGUUUCAAAUCAUACUAUGCCCUCCAUCCAGAGUAUAAUCAGCAAAUGUCUCUCAUCUACGACCUGAAUCAGCAAGCAUGUGAUAUCUAUGUCACUCGAGCGUCAAUGGGUGUGAAUGGGCUGCCUUCGUCUGAACCAGUGGCUAAGUUCAUCCGGACUCUCGAACUGCUUCCUCCGAGCUCACCAGGAGAGCAUAUCCUUGUGUUCGCAAUCUUCAUCGUCGCAUCGGAGAGUGUUCUACCUGAACACCAGCAAUAUUUCACAAACGUGCUCUUGAGGCAUCACCAGCGUAACGGCUUCGCUAAUAUUCUCACCGCCUUGGAACACCUGAAACGAAGUUGGUCCGAGCGGAGUACCAUACAGGACUGGACGGAGCGCCUUCCCCAGAUGCAGGUAUUCAUUGUAUGA
This is a messenger RNA of Cladophialophora carrionii CBS 160.54, 1497 nucleotides long. RefSeq lists its product as uncharacterized. Gene Ontology annotation, cellular component: nucleus. Gene Ontology annotation, biological process: positive regulation of transcription by RNA polymerase II. The record is from RefSeq and is a predicted model, not a curated record. The transcript is spliced from 3 exons. NCBI's taxonomy places the organism in Eukaryota, Fungi, Ascomycota, Eurotiomycetes, Chaetothyriales, Herpotrichiellaceae. Gene Ontology annotation, molecular function: transcription cis-regulatory region binding; DNA-binding transcription factor activity, RNA polymerase II-specific; zinc ion binding. The coding region runs from base 1 to 1497 and encodes 498 amino acids.